Molecule: messenger RNA, 2382 nt
Organism: Plenodomus lingam JN3
Lineage: Eukaryota; Fungi; Ascomycota; Dothideomycetes; Pleosporales; Leptosphaeriaceae
Source: RefSeq, a predicted model, not a curated record
AUGUGUCACUUCAUCGAAAGCCAACCGAAACGGCCGCGAACAGGAAACGAAAUAGUUUCUAUCCACACGGUGACGUCUACCACCCUUUCCAAGGCCACACGGGAACUCAAUAUGUCCAACACAACUUCCUUGAUCAAUCACUGCGCACCCAGCACCCUCCCCUUUCCCACUAUCCCAAACACAGAAUUUCAAUCUAUCCAAGCCUCCUUGAUAUCCAACUACUCCACCUUCAUCCCCUACUCCAGCAAUCCAAACUUCGGCAACACCCACGCCCAAAACUUGCACUUUUGCAACGUCACAAUCACACAUACCCACCCAGGCACAAACGACAAACUCACCACUAAAAUUUUCCUCCCCAUCCACCCGCCAUGGAACGAACGUCUGCAUGCCGUCGGCGGCGGGGGCUGGGUCGCAGGCCUUCACCCCAUAAUUGAUGACCGCAUGUACGCCGCUUUAGCAGACGGCUACGCAACCAUGACUACAGACGGCGGCGUCCCAUCCACCAAUGUAGCCGACGACUGGGCGCUCAAGAGCCCGGGCACCGUCGACAUCAACACGCUGCAGAACUUUGCGUCCGUCUCCAUUCACGACUCGACACUGGCUGCUAAGAGCAUCACAGAGAGCUUCUACGGCAAGGCGCCCGCAUACUCGUAUUUCAGCGGGUGUUCGCAGGGCGGAAGGCAGGGUAUCAUGGCUGCACAACGGUAUCCCGAUUUGUUCAAUGGCAUUGCCGCUGCUGCACCUGCAAUCUAUUAUCCUCAGCUUUUUGUGACGGCAUAUUUUCCGCAGCAGGUUAUGAAUGAAAUGGGUGCGUAUCCGUACCCGUGUGAACUCGACGCCAUGACCAAGGCUGCGAUCAAGACUUGCGAUGCAGAUGAUGGCAAGGUGGACGGUCUAGUCGCCGAUCCAGAUUCCUGCCGCUUCGACCCCUUCUCCCUCGUCGGACAGGAAAUCGAGUGUGCGGAUCUCGGUUCUAGAAUCCAGAUCUCAGAGACGGCGGCCAAGGUUGCAGAGGCAGCGUGGAAUGGGUCACGUGCGACUGACGACUCCUUCCUUUGGUUCACGUACGGCCACGAGACAAAUCUGACGGCUGCUUCUUGCCCGGCGGAGACGAGUUGUUCAGGAAAAGGCGCGUGCGUACCCAAGCCGCGGGAGAUGUGGACGGAUUGGAUCAGGUUGUUUGUGAAGAAGGACGCCAGCUUCAACUCGGCUACCAUGUCGAGGAAAGACUACGAUGAUGUCUUCACCCAGGGCGUCCAGGAGUUCGAUUCCAUCAUUGGAACCAGCAAUCCCGAUUUGACGGCUUUUCGCGACGCCGGUGGGAAAAUGAUUACCUACCACGGCAUGGCCGACAUGGGCAUCCCAUUCCGCCAAUCCAGACACUACUACCAAGAAGUCAGCGCCAUCACCCCCGACGUCCAUAACUUCUACCGCCUCUUCGAAGCCCCAGGGUUAAGCCACUGUACAGGUGGCAUUGGCGGGCAGCCGAUGAAAGUCUUCGAGGCCCUCGUCGACUGGGUAGAAAGCGGUGUUGCGCCAGCGACCUUGGACGCAACCAAUGCCGCUAACCAGACAAACCUACUCUGUCCGUAUCCACAGCGGGCACUCGUAGCCAACAACUCCUCGACCGGGGAAGGUCUAAAUAGUACAAUACCCCUGUCCCCAUCCUCGCCAAUCUUAACCCCUCAAUCCCAAUUCCAACUCCUCAUUCUCUUCGGACCUACAAAGCUCCCAAGCCCGUACAAGCUCAUGAGGUUGAACGACCGGGGUAGGCUACCCAGGCAAAACCAUGUAUGGAUUCCAGCAGGUAUGGGUUUGCUGUUGUUGGGACAAUUGUGGUCUGGCUCUGAGAGCCGGCUCGUUUGUAAGCUGGAGACGGACAUGGGUACCGGUAUGGCAAUGUUAGCGGCACUGUCCAUACCAAUGCUUGCCUCGUUGUUGCCUUCCUCAGACCAAAAGGCCAAGGCAGAUCAUGUGUUGUCCACAAAUGGGUACGCGGCUAUUUGGUCAUCGGUAGAUGGUAAGCCUGCUCUUAACGUUCGUAACAGUGGUGAUGGCGGUUGUUCGGUGACAGCGACGCUGUCGUAUGCAUACUGCGUGUAUGGGUUGCAGUAUGAGCGGGAUGCAGUUGAUGUACUGAUACCGUGUUUAAUUGUACUUCAAGGUCAUGGGAGCCCUGUUCCAGAGUACCAGGAUGGAAACUUUUGUUGUCAUUCGUCAGUCGUUGGAUUAUAUGUUCAAUACGCGAGGACAUCGCCUACAUCCGAGCGAGGAACGAGCACAAGCCGUCGACUGUCCUCCUGCACCGCCUUCAUCCUUAUCAUCCAAUUCUUCGUGGAACAUCCCAUGGUUAUGAGCCAUUUUGUCCUUACCCUCGACUAA